Molecule: messenger RNA, 3687 nt
Organism: Prorocentrum cordatum
Lineage: Eukaryota; Dinophyceae; Prorocentrales; Prorocentraceae
Source: the annotation of a GenBank genome assembly
AUGGCGGGCGGCCGCGAUCAGUUGGCGGCUGAUCUGCGCUUUCUGCUGGAAGAGAAGGAGGUGUCAGAGGAGCUGCAGGACGCCAUGGCGCGCUGGGGCUACACCACGGUGAACCGCUUCGCGCUCCUGGACGACGACCGCGCGCGGGUGCGGGCCCUCCUGGCGAGAGACUUCGGCCUGGACACAACGGCGCCGCCUCCAGCAGGCCCGAAUAACCGCCUGGCCAUCGUGAAGGUGAUCGACGCCUGGGAGACGGCCUGCCGCAGGGCCGAGGAGGAGCGCAAACAGGAGGCUGAGGCCAAGAGCGCGAGGCUGCCCAAACUGAUUGGCAAGGCGACACACCUCUCCAUGCGCAGGGCGGACGGCGCGCUCGAGGACUGCAUCGCGCCGGGAGCAGCCCUGGUGAAGCAGGUGAUGGAGAUGAUCGAGGAGUCGAACAUGGAGGCGAUCCCCUUGACGCAGGCGGUCAGCUUCGAGGACGGCGACGACACGAAGAUGGGGGCAGUGGUGGCUGUGUCGGGGACCAUGCGCUGGCGUUGUGGCAGAACGGAGGUCGGCACGCCGCACGACCCCGAGGCGUUCCGCAAGAGGAUGCGCACCCUGGCCUUCCCGCACGUCUACGCUAGGCUGCGCCGCCCAGGACGCGUGGCCUUCCAGAGCGCCACUGUCGCGCUCUUCACGGACUACGUAAAACACUUGCUGGGGGACCACGCGAGGGGCCUAGUCUCGAAGGGGCAUGCGAGGCUGAUCAACUUUGGCAAGCCGUUCGGCGUGGCGCUGAAGGACGCCAUGAACGACGCGUCGCUGAGGGGCCGCCACUUCGUGACGCCAGUGGCAGUAGCAGACGGCGGGGGGCGGCAGCGCGGCCGCGCCGCCUGCGCUGCCCACCCUGGGCGACACCAGCGGUUGACGGUCGCCCGCGUCAGGUCUCUCCCGAAGCCCAGCAUCAAGGAGUGCCUGCUGGAGGCGUUGGCCGCUGACCUUCAGACAGCCGGCGCCGCGGUGGAGGUCGUCGAGGUGGACGCGCUGAACGACGCAUCGCGCGAUCUAUUGGACUCGGACGCGAGGCUGCGCUACCUCCAGGACGUCAGUGGCGGGCUCGUCGACGUCGUGAUCACCGCGCCUCCCUGUGGCACCUUCUCGAGGUCCAUGUUCGCCAACAGGCAGGGGCCGCCUCUCGGUUUCCCGUGGCUGGAGGGCGCUGCGAAGCUGAAGGUGCAGAACGCCAACGUCCUGGGCUUGUUCCUGGAGGCGCAAAUCCUGGAGGCCGUUAUUUUUGCCAGGUCGGCGGCAGGCGGCGGACGCCGCGCCCGCGGCCUCAUGGAGUUCCCAGAGCCGGCCAGCCUGUGGCAGCUGCCUCAGUUCCGCUGCAUCGCGCGGCCGGGCGCAGGCUUCCUGACCUUCGCGUUCCACCGGGCCGAGUUCGACGUGGAGUACUCGAAGCCGAUGCGGAUCCUCACGGACAUGGGCGCGUUGGCCGCAGGCCGCGCGGUGGGCUGGCCAGAUCUGGACAGCGAGGGUCACUACCGCGGCCCCUUGGGCCCGCCGCCUGCAUGCGCGCGCCCGCUGGUCUCCGCUGACGGCAAGCGCAAGGCCGAGCUCGCGCGCGCGGCCGCGUAUCCCAUCCCGAUGAACCAGUGGAUCGCCCAAGCCAUCAAGGACGAAUGCCUGGUCCUCCUCGACCCCCUGCGGGCUGGGGCACUGGUCGGCGGGGGCCCCCCGCCUAGGUCAGCGCGGCACAGCCCGCGGAGGAUCUCGGAGAGCCUCACCGAGGAUGUGGUCGUGGACGCCUACGCCUCUCACUUGAAAUCGGCGGCACCGCUGCGCGCGCUCCUGUCGGACCUGCGCGGCAAGCGCCUCGUCUGCCACUGCCGGCCUCAGGAACGGUGCCACGGCGAUGCCAUUGUCGAGGCCUACGGCAAGCUCUCGGGGGAGGCCUUGGACGAGGGUAAGCCGGGCCAGCCUGGGAAGACAGGACGCUGGGCUUUGGCGGCCAGGCGCCCCCCCGCCUCGAGCAUCGCGUCGGAGCGGCGCGAGGCGCUGGACAGGGCCACGACGGACCUGGAGGGCAUCGCGGCGGCAGAGCAGCAGCGGCGGGGACGAGCCCGCCCCCCUCUGCGCGCAUGCCUUCUGGAGAGGGCUUCGGGACUGUUCGACGGCGGCAUCUUCCCAGCGGUGGUCGUGGCGAAGCUGAAGGCACUGUGGCACGUGAGGCUGCUGGAGGCGGUCGCCAAGGCCUUCGGGGACCCGGACCACCAGGUGGCAGGCUGGGCGGCGGCGGGCGUUCCACUGGGGGUUGACGCCCCUCUCCCGCGGACGCCAGCGGUGUGCGAGCGCAAGGCGAAGUGGGCGCUGCCCGACGUGAAGGAGGAGGUGUUUGUAUCGGGCUAUCGGUGGGCCGACAACUACGCUUCGGUCAAGGAACGCCCCGAGGUGAUCAUCAAGUACCUGGAGGAGGAGGUCGCUGCGGGCAGGAUUAUAAGGAUCACGAUGAGGGAGGCGAAGAGGCGCUGGCCAGAGCGCCUGCGAGUAGCAGCCUUUGGAGCGGUCCAGAAGGCGGCGGGCCUCGGCGAGUGGCGGGUGGUCUUCGAUGCCACGCACCACGUGCUGGUCAAUCACCAGAUCAAGAUCAGGGACCAGGUCAGGUUGCCAGUCUGGCAGGACAUCGCCGCUCUACUGGAGGCCAUCCACGCCCUCGGGGAGCCGGUGCGGUUCGCUCUCCUGUACGACAUCGCCAAGGCCCACAGGCAGAUACCAGUCCGCGAGGAGGACUGGGGCUGGCAGGCAUGCUGUUCGCCCGCAGCCAGCGCCCCAGGGCUCAGCGACGACGACAAGGAGAUCCACGUGAACAUGGUUAGCACCUUCGGGGUCACGAGCGCCGGGGACUGGGCCAGCGUCUUCGGUCUGAUCACCAGGGCGGACGACGGGCUCUUGAUGGCCGUCGGCGCGGGCUUCGAGAGGAAGCUCCUGGCGGCGCUUCCGAUCCUGGUCACCCUGGGGGCCCCCUUGGCGCCGAAGAAGCUCCGGGGCGGCAUCGAGAUCGACUGGGUAGGCUGCCGCGUGCACAUCAGGGAGUACCUGCUGGGCGUCUCCGAGCUCUCACUGAAGUGGGCCGUCGAGCUGAUCGAGAGGCGCGGCAUGCGCUCGUUCGUGCCGACGCUGCGCGACAGGAGCGAGAUCUCCAGGAUCGACGCGACGGCCGAUGGCGACUUCAUCGUGCUGGGCGGCUGGGCGACGGGCCCGUCGCCCGAUCCUGGCAAGGCGAGGUGGUUCUCACAUGUCCUGGGGAAAGAGGACAUCCCCUGGGCCCACGAGAGAGGCGACCCGUUCAGGGUCGUCGCGAGCCUUGAGCUGAUGGCGGCGGUGUACGGCGUUGUCUUCCUGCUCGACCCCGCGCAGGCGAUGGCAGGCGGGCGCGGGAGGAUCUCAUUCUCGGCCGGGACGGAUAGCCAGGGGAAUUCGGGCCUUGUCAGGAAGUGGCUGACGACCAUGUGGCCGCUGUGCGCGGUGGCCAUGGAGCUGGGCUCCCGCCUCGCGGAGGCGGACUUGGACCUCGACCUGGCGUGGCGCCGCCGGGACAUCAACGUCGAGGCCGACGCGCUGACGAACGAGAAGUUCGAGGGCUUCGACAUGGGCCGCCGCGUAGACAGCACCGGGGUUCUGGCGGAGCUUAACGGUCACGCAGAG